CUGAUGGGAGAAUUUCCAGCAAGCCUUUUACUCUCCUUCUCCUCCCUCCCAUCUCUUUAUUUUUCUUCCAUUGGCGAGAUUGCUCCUCCUCUCCCUCCUCCCUUCCCUCAUCUGUGCUGCCAGCCAAAUUAAAACAGCUGGACCCAUUACAAUUCGGCCGUGUGAUUUAAUGGGUUUUAGAAGCAGCGAUGAGAAGACUCGGCAGCAGAUAAAGCCGCUACUCUGCGAUCAGCCAAGGUCAGUGAGUCGGUGCGAUUUGCCGGCCCUGCGCUAAGGGAAGCUGUCCCCCCGGCUGUGGUGCUGAAACCAACGUCCAUUCCGUCUGCCUUGUGAGCUGAGAGCUGAGAGUUGGGCGCAGUGGGUGCUGUGAGCUGGGCAGUGGGUGCUGUGAGCUGGACAGUGGGUGCUGUGAGCUGGGCAGUGGGUGCUGUGAGCUGGACAGUGGGUGCUGUGAGCUGGGCAGUGGGUGCUGUGAGCUGGACAGUGGGCGCUGGAGGAGGCGCGUUGAAGAACAAGGAAAGGAUUGAAUAUUACACUGAAUAUUACACUAUUACACUGUAUAUUACACUGGAUACAUUCAUUGAUUCUUGCCAAGGCUGCAGUUAUAAUUACAGUAUCGGAUUCUUACAGUAUCAGGCUGCUCAUUCACUUUGCUGCCAGCCUCUCUGCUAUACCCACCCCACCAGCUCUUGGAAUAACUGUUACAACAGCAGGCACUCUAUAGCUUUUCCCAGUAUCAUUUCAGCAGAUUAGUAGCAGUGCCUGUCUGCUUUAUCUGUAUUCAUUUCUUUUUUACUCGCCGUUUGCAGCCCUUUCACUGCUAAUUGCUGUACUCAUUUGUCUUACUACACCCAGCCUUGGCCCCCCUUUCCCUGGCUGUAUUCCCUCAGGUGCCUGCCUUGCCCAUUCCAUGACACGCCAGUAAGGCAGACGCAGAAGAGGCGCAGGCUGGCGCUAUGGAGGAAGAACUCAAGUGCCCGGUUUGCGGCUCAUUUUUCCGGGAGCCCCUAAUCCUGCCCUGCUCUCACAACGUGUGCCUGCCCUGUGCCCGCACCAUCGUGGUUCAGACCCCAGAGAGCGAGCAUUUGCCCCACGGUGCCCGGCCUAUGCUGCUCAUGGGGGCAGAUUACGAUUACCCAGACCACCUGGAUAAAAUGAGCCUGCACAGCGAGACGGAUAGCGGGUACGGCUCCUACACGCCCAGCCUCAAGUCCCCAAACGGCGUGAGGGUCCUGCCGCCGGCCCCAGCUCCAUCCUUGGCUUCUUCCUCAGGGGCCUCCUCCCGGGCUCUGCAUGGGAGCCUGUGCAGCUCCUCCUCCAUAACGUGCCCCCAGUGCCACCGCAGCGCAUCGCUGGAUGAGAGAGGCCUCCGCGGAUUCCAACGCAACCGCUUGCUGGAAACCAUAGUGCAUCGGUACCAACAGGAGCGCGGCUUAGCGCCAGGCGCAGAGGGCAGCGCUGCGGCAGAAGCGGCCUGUGGCGGUAGUGCAAAUGCCAGGUGCCAGCUGUGUGACAGUAACCCAGCAGAGGCGGCUGUCAUGUGCGAGCAAUGUGAUGUGCUUUACUGCUCCUCCUGUCAGAAGAAGUGUCACCCUACUAGGGGGCCUUUUGCUAAACACAGGUUGGUGCCCGCCACCCACAUUACACAACCGGGCCCCAGUGCCCACAGACCGGCUACAGCUCUAGUGCCAUCUAACGCUUCCCGCAAGUUCCCCACCUGUGCGGAUCAUGAGCUGGAGAACUACAGCAUGUACUGUCUGAACUGCAGGACCCCUGUGUGUUACCAGUGCCUGCAGGAGGGCAAGCAUGGCAAGCAUGAGAUGAAAGCACUGGGCAUCAUGUGGAAGCAGCAUAAGGCACAGCUUUCCCAGGCCUUAAGUGGUGUAUCUGAUAAAGCAAAAGAAGCCAAAGAAUUUUUGGUUCAGCUGAAGAAUAUUCUACAGCAAAUCCAGGAAAAUGGAUUAGAAUAUGAAGCUUGCUUGGUUGCCCAAUGUGAUGCAUUAGUUGAUGCAUUAAAUCGUCAAAAAGCAAAACUGCUCACCAAAGUUACUAAGGAACGGGAGCAUAAAUUCAAGGUUGUCUGGGACCAGAUAAAUCACUGCACACUGAAACUACGCCAGUCGACAGGCCUCAUGGAAUAUUGUCUCGAAGUAAUUAAAGAAAAUGAUCCUUCUGGCUUUCUGCAGAUUUCAGAUGCUUUAAUAAAGAGGGUUCAAGGUUCUCAAGAACAGUGGGUGAAAGGGGCUUUGGAACCCAAAGUGUCCCCUGAAUUUGACCUCACCUUGGACAAUGAACCUUUGCAGCAGGCUAUUCACCAGCUGGAUUUUAUUCAGAUGAAAUUUCCCAUUACAGUACCCCCAGUACCACUACUUCAGCUGGAAAAAUGCUGCACUAGGAAUAACAGUGUUACCCUGGCAUGGAGAAUGCCACCUUUCACUCACAAUCCUGUUGAUGGAUACAUCCUAGAACUUGAUGAUGGAGAUGGUGGUCCCUUUAGGGAAGUUUACUUGGGCAAGGAAACCUUAUGCACGAUUGAUGGGCUUCACUUUAAUAGCACGUAUAAUGCAAGAGUCAAGGCCUUUAAUUCCACAGGACUUGGACCUUAUAGCAAGACUGUUGUUUUGCAAACAUCUGAUGUGGCCUUUUUUACCUUUGACUCUAACGCUGCACAUCGAGACAUAGUAUUGUCCAAUGAAAAUAUGACAGCCACUUGCAGUAGCUAUGAUGACCGAGUGGUACUGGGCACUGCUGCAUUCUCCAAAGGCAUUCAUUACUGGGAGAUACAAGUUGAUCGAUAUGAUAACCAUCCUGACCCAGCUUUUGGUGUUGCGAGAAUAAAUGUUGUGAAAGACAUGAUGCUGGGAAAGGAUGAUAAAGCUUGGGCAAUGUAUGUGGAUAAUAAUCGAAGCUGGUUUAUGCACUGCAACUCUCAUACCAACCGGGCAGAAGGUGGUGUGUGCAAGGGAACUACAGUUGGUAUUCUUUUGGAUCUAGUUAAACGCAUAUUGAUCUUUCAUAUUAAUGGAAAGCAGCAGGGUCCCAUAGCGUUCGAGAACAUUGAGGGUGUGUUUAUGCCAGCUGUAAGUCUCAAUCGGAAUGUACAGGUGACUCUUCACACAGGACUUGAAGUGCCAAUGAUCUACAGGCAGACCAAGCCGCAAAAUUGAUUUAACCCUGAAACUGGUGCAGGCUUUUACAUGUUUUCUUUUAUAACCUGGAUGCAACUGUCAUAAAACUCUACCUUAUGAAACAAACUAUAAUUUUUUUUAAAAAACCAUAAAUUGGGUGUCACAAGAUGUAUUUUUCCAUGUUGGAAUUUCAUUUAUAAAAUGAUUUUAAAAUUAGACAACAAAUAACAAGAGUAUGUGGUACGUGGUAUACAACUGAUAGUAAAAAAAAAAAAAAGCUUUUCUGUUGUGCACAACAAAAUAUGGAUAAUUGGUGAUAGAGGAUACAAGUGUAGCAGUUUAAGGUGUUCUGGAUUAUGUAUCAAAUCUCCAAAGGAGAAAAUUGGAAAGGGAAGUGCACAUUCUGGAAUGAGGUUUCCUGUGAGAUGUAGCUUAAGCUCAUAAAAAAACAAAAAAAACGUGAUAAUUGUCUUUGUGGUUAAGUGUUAACAAAAAUUGUAAACCAGUUAUUUGUUGUGUUGUUUGUGAUAAGGUAGGUCUCUAGAGGCUGUCACACGUGUUGAACCCAGCCUUUGGUGCUAAGUUUUAUAUCAGUGUAUGUAUAUUAUAGACACCUUUGAAUGAACAGUCUAAGGAAAUUCCAUUUCAGUGGGAUUAUUAUCUGGACCAAGAAGUUGAGGAAUUGCCUGGUUUACAGAAAAUAUGGAAUACAGGGUGACCUAUGUACAUGGGAUGAUUUGGCCUAAAAGGCAGUCUUUGUUUAAUCUCCAAGUGCUAAAUAAAUAGGGUCUGUAAAUACACAGAAUUUUAAUACACUCAAAUAAUGGAGCUUACUUAUUUCUUCAUAUAAGUGCACACAGUAUGUUGUGUACAAAUGAUAUUUCUUUGUCAAGGGUAACAUCUAAAAUGAGAAUGUGACAUGUUAACUUGGCAGUACCUAAGGACGGUUAGAAACCAGAGAAUGAAUUUAGCAAAUUUUCCAUUUGUUUUCAGGCAAAUACUAAAUUGUUUUAAAGUUAAACCGUUAAAUGAUCAUUGCUUCUUCCUGUAAUUGGGAUAUAAAUGUGCUGCAGAUUAUAAUGUAUGUACACACAUGUAUGUGCACUUACACGUAUGUAUUUUUCAUUUUUUUUCCAUAAGGGUACAAUGGAAGGGAAAGCUCUAUCAAUUCUAUUAUAUAAAUACAGUUGCUAUUUUACACUUGCUGCUAUGAAAAUUCACAUGGAGCACUUGGGGCAUAACUUUCUUUCCCUAUAUAUUCCCCAACUCUUGCAUGCUCUUGGGCACUAUUUGUGGCAACACUUACACACUGUGUGAUCCAUAACGCCACAAGCUACCCUCCUGCUUCUGUUUGCUGAUUAAUUAAAUCUUCCACCUAAUUAUUUAAACCAUGGUGGAAACUGGCAAUAAAUGUAAUCGCUCCCACCCAGAUACAAGACAUAGUUUAUGCAGUGAAUUAUAUAACAUUGCCCUUAUAUUGCAUUGUCUUUGUUUUCUGGCCAGGGGAUCUAGUGUAUCAUUCUCAACAUUUUGUCAAUACAAAUUUUAAAAUACAAAUUAUUUAUAAAUGCAAAGGUAUCUAAAACAUUUAUCCCAAAAUACUGAAAAUAUCAGCAUCAUAUCAGGACUUUUCAUAGUAUAUGUAUAACUUAUGUAAAACUUCAUAAACACAACCUAAACCUUGCAUGCAAACCUAUCUCUCUUCAAAGUGAUAUUGGGCCAGAGUGUUUAACAGUUUAUACUAUCUCUCUAACUGGUACCAAUUAUUAUUUUACAUCAUGUCUGUAGUUCUGGUGCCAGUUUACAGAAAGAUAACACAGCUUCAACUCCCAGCAUCUUUUAACUAUUGACUGAUGUAUGCUUUCGAUUCUUGAUGUUGUUGGCCAAAAUUUAGAGUGCUGUAAAGUUUCUGAGUGCUGAGAGCUGUCUAAAGACGCCCCCUGCCUCAGUUGGCUCUUCUGUUGUUCCGUUCUGCUUGCCAGCUGGAAAUGUCUUAUGUUUUUAAAUCCAUGAUAUUAGCAGUGUAAGACUGCUAAUAAGAAAUGACAAUAAAAAUAAAAUGAAUUAAUUGCAAAGUUCUCAGAAGAGCCUUUUGAGCAAUUUUACAUUGUUUUCUGGGUGGGUAAUUAUUCCCUAUAACACUUUAUACUUUUUAUGUACAUUUACUAAAGGACCAAUACAAGACCAGUGCCAUGACACCCGCUGGAACCUUUUAGAUGCUGAAUUAUGAUCAGUCAGUCUAUUCUUUCAUCUUAUUGUGGAUCACAAACUUUUUGACUUUUGGUUGUAGGGAAAAAGACAUUAUCCUGCUGUGGUAUAUAUCAAUGACCUCAAACACAUUCCCAAGCUAUGCAUCUUCAAAAUCAUGUCAAAGAGUCCAGUUCUUGGCUGCUACAUGGGUCAUAUAGCAGUUGAUUAGACCUGUAGAAGAGCAUAUCCUGGCAAUCAAGCUUAGCAGCUGCUAUUGAUCAACAACAUCCUAAGCAUCAAAUAAUAAAUAACUGUAUACCUCCUUAAAGUAUAUACUUAUCAAGGAAGACUUUUAUCAGCAAAUGACACAAAGCCCCCUCUCCUUAAUUAAUUAAUUGCCAUUGGGUUGUGGGAACUGUGGUAAUGCAGUAAUUGUAUCUUAUCAAUAAAAUUAUCUGAACAAAACGCUUUGGGAGUUCAAAGGUCUCAAGAGCCAUUCAAACCAGCUUUGCUUUGAACUGCAACUUUCUUUUACUCCACUUUUACUCCAUUUUUAAAGGGUCCUGGAGUUGAUAUACCAUAAAAGUCAAGGUGAACUUGAGCAAAAUCAUUCAACAUAUAUAUACAGUAGGGCUGCAAAAGUAAAAUCAUAGUAGAAAAGAAGUUAAAUGAGUAUAAAGGUAUGAUGCAGCAUGCCCAGGAACCUCACUAUGGUGUGAUACCCUGGAUGUUUGGCUUCUAUGUAGACCUCCCAAAGCAAUGGACAGCAAAGUCAGCUAGUACUUAUAUGGUGCCAAACAAGGGUAAAUGUUUGAGGGAUAUAAAGCUCCCUUUGACAUUUUUUGGCAAGCCUUGUUCGGCCCAGUAUGUGCAAUAUCUGGCUUUUGCAGAUCCUUGUGUAUAGUGACCUAUUGCUUUUGCAGAACUCUGCUGUAUGGUACAUGGUGCAAAUAUUUCAUAACAGUUUCAUAAUAUUACACAGUAGUUCUGCCUUAAAGUACCUUAUAUGCCUCUCGAAUCUUGUAAAUUCAAGUUUUGUAAAUAUUUCAAAACGUAUUAAGCAAAUUGUUUCAAUUCAAAAGCACGUGACACUGUGUUAGAAGUAGAUGUGUAGAAAUAUCUUAAUAACAAACUAGAAAAUACACUGAGGUAGAUUCACAUUUUCAUUCUGUCAUUUCUGUAUUUUGUACUUGCGUGGCCUUCACCAAGACCAUAUCCGUAGAUUUUACCACUGUGAUAAAUAGCAUUAGCUUUUGUACCCCACUGAAUAUCCCACCUUGUGGCACUCUGACCAUGAAUUUGCCUGGAACAUGUACUGUAUAUACCUAAGAUACUUUUCUGUGAUUACAGUACUGACACAUGAGGAAACACCUUUGGGUUAGCCACACACAGAAACUACUAUUUUUGGACAUACAUGAAAACUUCUGUCAAGGCCUAACCUUCAAAAACACAGUAUACACCUAAAACCCCCUUUGCUAAAAUGAACACAAUAAAUAGAAUUUGUGUUGUAAUACAUUCUGCCUUUUGAAAAAAAUCCAUAUUUUCCCAACUUUAUGCUAUUUUCAUUGAACUGAUUCCCCCUUUCCUUUAUAAACAGGGCAGUUUGUUUAGAUCUCCCUAUCUACCAUUCAAGAAACAAAUCCCUAGCUUCUCUAAGCAGCAACCUUUGAGUAGCUCAUUAUCAGGGGCACCUCUGUGGACAAGUAAUUAGUUUUAUCAGCUCCUCUAACGUUCUGUGGGAUGAGGAAGUCACAGGAAGUGACACUGGCCUCAUAUUCUUGUUUAGUGCCAGAAAUAAUAUUUCCUAUUUAAAACAACAGCACUAAACCAACAGAAAAUGGAUGUAUGCUGUCCAUUUCGGUUUCUAGUGCUGUUUCUGAGUGUUCUGAUGAGGUAUGUGACUAUGUAGUGUGGAUUUCAUAAUUGUUACAAAACUGAUUAGUAACAAACAUUACAAAACAUUUCCUUUUAAAUUUCCAGACCAAAAUAUUUACAGACAAACAUGAUAAAACAAUUGGAGAAAGGCAGAAGAACCAAAAGUAACUAAGGCACGUAAUACUGGUUUUUCUCAUCUUUCUUUCAUUUUUUUAAAAUUAAAAUAAUAAAUUAAAGCUUCUUUUUCAAAUAAUUAUAACUUAUGGGUAAUGUUGGGAGACAUGAAGGGCAGUUUAUUAAGAUAUUUAUAUAUUUCAUAGAUCAGAUUUGUUUCAUUAAGAGGUGCUUAUUUCUUCUUUUGUUUUAAUAUAUACUUUGGCUCCAAACUCUGGAUAACUAGUGUCUGCUUUGAGUUCUACCAUAUAGGGAUCAUUUCGACCCACUGCACAAAGCAUUCACUUAAAUAUUGCUAUCAGUACUGUAGAUUCUUGCAAUCUCCCCCAGGCUGUAUUCUCUAGAAGGCUGCCAUUCUUACUGUACAAAUGCAAGCUGUCUAGCAGUUCAAGUGGAUUUCAUUCUGACAAGGUGAAGCCCAACACCCACCACAUUGGGACAAAACUUGCCCCUGGAUUAGGAAUAGCACUGUAAUGCUUUUCUUUCUCAUUUUCUGUUUUCUUAUAUUCAGCACUGUUGAUUGCAAAUUGUUUACUUUUAUAUUUGUACUUUCACGAAGAGAAACCCAAAUAACUUCUUUUCUAAUUUUGUACUGCUCCGUUAAUGUGUGUAUGUCCUAAUUUAGAGGGAAUGAUUGGCUACUACAUGUCUCUAAUGUUAUGGUAAUUUGAUUUAUGUUGCAUCAGUGUGGUUUUACAGAUUUUGAAUAAAAUUCUUACAAUACAGCCAACAAUUAA
Molecule: messenger RNA, 8104 nt
Organism: Xenopus tropicalis (tropical clawed frog)
Lineage: Eukaryota; Metazoa; Chordata; Amphibia; Anura; Pipidae
Gene: trim67
Product: tripartite motif containing 67
Exons: 10
Coding region: 957-3167 (736 amino acids)
Cellular component (GO): cytoplasm; cytoskeleton
Molecular function (GO): zinc ion binding; metal ion binding; ubiquitin protein ligase activity
Source: RefSeq, a predicted model, not a curated record